This is a messenger RNA of Pseudozyma hubeiensis SY62, 1815 nucleotides long. RefSeq lists its product as hypothetical. The record is from RefSeq and is a predicted model, not a curated record. Bases 1 to 1815 code for a protein of 604 amino acids. Gene Ontology annotation, molecular function: alpha-1,3-mannosyltransferase activity. Gene Ontology annotation, cellular component: Golgi apparatus. Gene Ontology annotation, biological process: protein O-linked glycosylation. Lineage: Eukaryota; Fungi; Basidiomycota; Ustilaginomycetes; Ustilaginales; Ustilaginaceae. The transcript has a single exon.
AUGGUGGUGGCGAACUUCUCCACCAUGUUCGGACCGAAUAGCGCCAACCUCAAAAUGCGCAUAACUGCUGGCAGAGUCAAGGCCUUCUGCUUGCUCGUCUUCGUCCUUUGGUCGAUGCGUUUGGCGAUAACGCUGCGUCCUUCGCUCUCACCCUUGUACGGCAAGCAUAUUCAAGAGCUAGAUUCGGCAGCGCACGACAUCUGGACCAAUUACAUUACCACACAUCCAGUCGAGGUAGACGAGAGGUACGGCUUCAAGGAGAUGGGUUUCCGUGCUCACGCCUACGCAGAGCUGCUACGCACAAAGCAGAUCGGAAGGCUCGAAUCUAUCGAAGAGCCGCUCUGGUCGUUUGCCCCAGGUGCAGCGCAGAUUCGUGAAAAGGCGAUGCAAGUCCGCCCUGUUCGCUCGGCCAAGGUGGACAAGAAGCAAAGUGAACUGGAAGCACCGACUGUCGAGUCGAUCGUCAAGGCGCAGCUCAAGAAGUCCGGCAGACUCUCCUCCCAGGAAGUCAAAAGCUUCCUCUCAGCCGCUGAGGUAGAGGACGAGACCAAGGGCGGCAAACGACGAGGCAUCGUCAUGGCUGUCUCGAGGUACACCGCCCUUUCCGCUCUACAGACCAUCGCAGUGAUGCGAGAGCUCCAUGGCUGCCUCUUGCCUAUCGAGGUAUACCACCACACUGAAGACGAGCUGCCGUCCGCUCUGGCUGAUUCGUUCAAAUCUCUUGGACGCGUCACGGUGCACGACAUUGACACGCUUCAACUUUUCACCGCCGAACUCGAAGAUGACGCGGGCCACUAUCCCGGUCUCAAGGAGACGUGGGAGCGUCAAUCGCUGGGGUUGCUGGCUUCGAGCUUCCAAGAGAUCCUCAUCGUCGACCCGCAAGUCGUAUUCCUGCAAGAUCCGAGCCAGCUCUUUUCGCAUCCCACCUUCUCCAGCACCGGCACGCUUUUCUUCCGCUCCAAGGCCAAACCCGUCGACAGAGCUUCUCAGUACCUCGUCUCCUUCCUCAAACGCCAAAUUGACCAGGGAACGCCAUCGAAGCAACUAGCCGACAGCGCAUUCUACUCGCACGCCAUCGGCUCGAGAAUGGACAUGGACGUGGUCGUGCUUGACAAAUCGAGACCAGGUGUGCUCUCCGCCCUAUUCCUCAAUGCGUGGAUGAGGCGCAAACAGGUGAGAGCCAUGUUUUGGGGCGCGUAUCCCAAGAUGAUGAACGAAGGUCUCUGGCUCGCAUUCGAGCUUUCGGACAUCGCCUAUGCGUUCGAAAACACCUGGCCAGGUGCCAUCGGCCGCUUCGACGGCGAAUGGGACGACCACUCUCCCUUGCUCUGCUCGCCUCGUACGGUGCAGUUCCUUUCACCUCACGCUGCUGCCGAAAAGCUGUCACGACACUCGCUCAACAUCUUUCAAUCGCAAUGGACGUCGCAGAACAAGUCGAGCAAGAAGCAAAAGGUCGGUGGCAAAGGCAAGGACAACGUUGCCGGCGAAAAACCUUUCUGGUUCCACGGCGGUCUUAUGGUUCCAGGUCAGACGGAAGAGACCUACUACACUCCCAACGUUUACGCUCGAAACGUCCCUCCAUACCAAAACAUCGAGGAGGACCAGACCGGCUCCGACAACUGCAUGUACGGCGCCACACUUAACAAGCUCAAAGGCACCGCCAUUCCGGGGACGUUGGAGCAAGCCAUCACGAUUGCACACCAGGCUUUCAAGACGCAUCAACCUGUGCUGCAGUUCUACGCGCCCAUCCCGAAGCUUCAAGCCGAAUCAUCGAAAGAGGAGGAUCUACACAAGAGGGAUGGAGAGUCAUUGUGA